Messenger RNA from Cajanus cajan (pigeon pea), 2217 nucleotides. RefSeq names its product AFG1-like ATPase family protein. Gene Ontology annotation, molecular function: ATP hydrolysis activity; ATP binding. NCBI's taxonomy places the organism in Eukaryota, Viridiplantae, Streptophyta, Magnoliopsida, Fabales, Fabaceae. Gene Ontology annotation, cellular component: cytoplasm; mitochondrion. The record is from RefSeq and is a predicted model, not a curated record.
UCAACUUUUGUUUCUUCUGGUGGUGAGGGAAGUAGCCACGUCACUCACCAUCCACCUUUCUUCCUUUCUUCUCAACUCCCCUCUGCUAUUACACUUACCAUUGCAAUCGCAAGCAUUCAAAAAUGCGAGUGAAGUUCAUUGACUUUCGACGAGAAUAACAAAAUCACAAACACACAAAAAUGACAAGAAUCUGGAAUCUUCUAUUCAAAUCGAAACGACUCGCUGCAUUUUCAAGCCCAGCCUCCAAGUUCCGCGUCAAUGAGCUUCGCUCUUAUUGCGAUCAAUCGCACCUUCGUCCAGGGCCGCUUGUGAAGUACCGAAGUCUAGUUGAUCAAGGGAAGUUGCAGCAUGAUCCUUACCAAGAGAGUGUUGCUUCGGAGCUUGAGAAUUUGCUUGCAAGGUUGGAGCAGUAUGAGAAAGAUAUGGAAGAGUAUCAUGUGAAUUUAGCUAAUUGGGAGAAGCAGCGGGAGGAUGAGCGCCGAAGGCUUCUCAUGGAGGAAGUUGAGCGGCAGCAGAAGGAUGAGGACUGGUUGAAGCGGUUGAACAAUAAGCUUACUGAAAGAUGGGAAUCCCGGAGAAGACCAACAAAUAUGGAGCCAGGGGUAGGGAAAUGGGUAUCAUAUCUAAAACGUGAGAAGAAGUUGGAUUCACUAGUUGGUGGUCGUCCAACUGCUCCUCCAGCUCCUAAAGGAAUUUACAUAUAUGGCAAUGUCGGCAGUGGGAAGACAAUGCUGAUGGACAUGUUUUAUAGUGCCACUGAAGGAAUUGUCAAAUAUCGAAGAAGGUAUCACUUUCAUGAGGCCAUGCUUAGAAUUAAUGAACAUAUGCACAAGAUAUGGAAGAACCAAACGGAAGAGAAGCCUUUGCAAUCAACCAUUGCUGGUUGGAUCAGGAGUCUUCCUUUUGACACCAAAGCUAAGGAGUGGCUGGCUGCUGAAGAAAGAUACAAGCAAGAGAUACAGAUGAAAAACAUUCUUCCUGCUGUAGCAGAUAAGUUUUUCUUGGAUGGAGAAGAGAAUGAAAAGGGAGCUAGCAUUUUGUGCUUCGAUGAGAUACAGACUGUUGAUGUAUUUGCUAUUGUGGCUUUAUCUGGAAUUCUAAGCAGAUUGCUGAGUAGUGGAACUAUAAUUGUGGCUACCAGUAAUCGAGCACCAAAGGACCUAAAUGAGGCGGGUAUGCAAAAAGAAAUCUUCCAAAAUCUGGUCUCUAAAUUGGAAGAACAUUGUGAGAAGGUAUUGGUAGGGAGUGAAAUUGACUAUCGUCGUUUUAUUGCACAAAAAUCAGAAAACAAGGUGCAAUAUUUCUCGCCUAUUGAAACAGAAGCAAUCAAUGAAUUUGAGAAGAAGUGGCAUGAUGUAACAGGCAGAUUAGGAGGAAGAAUAAUCUCCCACACCAUCUCAGUGAUGUUUGGAAGGACACUUGAGGUUCCUGAAAGCUGUGGUGGAGUUUCACGUUUUACAUUUGACUAUCUCUGCGGCCGUCCGAGGGAAUGGAGGUCUUGGAGGACAGAUCUAGAUUAUGUAAUUCCUUAUUUUCUACUGGGUGCAGCAGAUUAUAUUGCAGUGGCUGAAAACUUUCACACUGUUUUCAUAUCUGAUAUUCCAGUAAUGAGUAUGCGAAUCCGUGACAAGGCACGGAGAUUUAUCACCCUUAUUGAUGAGUUAUACAAUCAUCAUUGCUGCCUGUGUUGUUUGGCAUCCACAUCAAUUGAUGAAUUAUUUCAAGGAACUGAGGAGGGAACACUUUUUGACUUGGAAAGUUUCCAGUUUGAAACAGAGACUGAAGGUGGGAAACUUCGCCGCAAUGUCUUGGCAGAAGGCAGGGUGGGCUCAGGAGGAGCCCCUUCUGGUAUCACAUCCAUACUAUCUGGUCAAGAAGAAAUGUUUGCUUUUCACAGAGCUGUCUCACGCCUGAUUGAAAUGCAGACGCCAUUAUACUUGGAUGGAGUCAGUAAUUUCCACCCUUAUUUUCAGAGACAGCAUGAAAAGUUACAACAAUUGUGACAGCUUACAUUCUGAACCAUCAAUCUGAAAAUAAUCGGUCAACAUAAAUAAGCGCCAUAGACUAGACGAGUGAUCAAGUUUGUGACGGUAUUGAUUCUUUAUUCCUUACAGCUAUAUCCUCAAAAAUGUUGCACUCAUGAUAAAUAUGUACUGUUGAAGAAGUUCUAAAUGUACUUCUGAAAAUGCAAUUCUAAUUGUAGUUAUUUUUCUCAAA